GAAGGACCUCCGUUGUCUACCACAAGCCACAGCACAGACAGCAGUCAGGGAGAGAAGAGAGGAAACGUGGGUACUGAGAGUGGCCGAGGAGACAAAAUGGGAAACUUCAUUCAGUGCGUCGGUGGGUCUCAACCGCUGUUGCUGGGUCGGGAUAAAAAGCGCCCGCCGUCCGGCCUGACCAACGAGGCGAAGGCUCGUGACUUGAAGCCUCGCCCUUCGAAGCUUCGACGUCUGGAGUUUGGUAUGAAGCUUUUCGUCCCCGCGCUGCCUGAAGGAUCUCAGUUUUCGAUUGAAGUUUUGGCGAUUGUGGAGCCCGCUGAAGAGGACACAUCCGACAACGUCCUUCGGAUUCUCUUCGUGUCACCCCCGCGCCAUCGCCACCCGCACACGCGGGCGCACGCUGUUGUCAACCCGCACGUGAUUGCCGGCGUACUGCGGGGACUGAAGCAGAUCUGGAAGCAGGUGGCCCACACGAUGAUGGAAAUCUGCGACGCCAACAGCGACUACGUGGUGCUGCCUCAUCAACUGCAGCCGCCAGGACACUCGCCUCAGGGACUGGACGAACAGGAGCUGUACCUGCUGCAGCAAUCGCGAGCCAACCCCGAUUUGCCGACGCACGACGAAUUGGCAUCCAAGCUCAUAGAAGCGAUUGCUGC
Phytophthora sojae is the source of this 656-nucleotide messenger RNA. RefSeq lists its product as hypothetical. The record is from RefSeq and is a predicted model, not a curated record. The transcript has 2 exons. Lineage: Eukaryota; Oomycota; Peronosporomycetes; Peronosporales; Peronosporaceae. The annotation marks the transcript as partial.